AAGACUAGCCGUUGUGUUGCAAAGCUUCAAGCGCAUCGCAGAAUCCACUCAACCUAUUUCGAAGAAAAAAGGCACAAACGCCUCGAUAACUCUGUAUUCAUGUUGCUAAUACGAACCGACUGACAACCGCAUGGACUCUUUCUCAUGGGUGAAUAGUGUUGAUUGCCUAUCUGAGUGAAGUGGCCGGAAUACAGCGAAUUAGCAGAUUAGCCGAGCUCAAUCAUGACAGUGGCGGUGUUUUUCGGCUGUACAUUCAUCGCUUUUGGCCCGGCCAUCGCUUUGUUCCUCUUUACAAUCGCCCGGGAUCCGCUUCGUGUGAUCUUUCUCAUUGCAGGGGCAUUUUUCUGGCUGGUGUCUGUGCUGCUGUCCUCUCUUGUGUGGUUCAUCACAGUUCAGAUCAGCAACAAGAACAGUGCAACUCAGCAGAGAGGACUGCUUAUUUUUGGAGUGGUGCUUUCUGUGUUGCUUCAAGAGGUUUUCAGAUUUGGUUACUACAAGUUGCUUAAGAAAGCAAAUGAUGGCCUAUUGACACUCAGUCAAGAGGACACCAUGCCCAUCUCCAUGCGGCAGCUAGCCUACGUGUCUGGUCUGGGCUUUGGGUUUAUGAGUGGAGCAUUCUCUGUGGUCAACAUACUGUCUGACUCUCUGGGCCCAGGAACUAUUGGCAUCCAUGGCGACCCUCAACAUUAUUUUAUAUCCUCAGCAUUUAUGACACUGGCCAUUAUUUUGCUGCACAUGUUUUGGGGUGUUGUUUUCUUUGAGGCAUGUGAGAAACAGAGAUGGUGGGCUCUUGGAGCAGUGGUCAUCAGUCAUCUACUAGUAUCAUGCCUGACAUUUGUGAACCCAAAUUAUCAGGGGAGUCUGAUUCCAACCUACAUCAUACUGUCUGUCAUGGCAGUCUGGGCAUACUUGUGUGCUGGAGGAUCUUUGAGGAACCUCAAACUCUGUCUCACCUGUAACGAUAGAGACUUCCUGCUGGCCAAUCACAGGCCUAGAUAACCCAUCAGCUCCAAAAACAGGCUCACAGAGCCAAUGGUUCAACAUGGCCAGCAGUCCUGGACUCUUUAUCUGGCUUAUUGCCUGGGAAGUUUGCAUAAGAAUUGUUGCCCAAUAGCAGAAGUUUUUACAUCUGCAGAUCUGGCACUUUCUGUAAUUACCUCCUCUUAUAUUUUUUGUUCUGUGUGUGAGAUGCGGAAAGCAUCCAAGUGUGUGAGUUUUAUAUGGAAGGAUUCUGUAAACAUGUCAAGAGCUGCAUUCUUGUGAUUCUCACUACUGUAGCAGGGUUUGAAAGAGGCCUUAUAUAGGGCUCACUUUGAAAUGUUUUUUUUUUUUUCCUCUUGUGCCUCCAGUCAUGUUUUCUUUAUUACGUUUUAAUUGUCAAAUGAGACUCAAAAUGAAUUUUUCUGUCCUCUCAUCAGUCUUACAAUGCAUUAUUCAGCUUUAAUUCUCAAACCCUGGAGUGCAGCAUUGUAUAUUAUCCAGUCAAUGUGUUUGUAAUUUUGUCUCCUUUUUUGCACACCUCUUCCUAGGGCAGCAGUCUUAUUUUGCCAUAUAUUUUUAACCACUUGGGUGAAGUUGAAACUAAUUUGUACAGGAACCUCUUAAUGAUAUUAAUUACAUAGGUGGGUCAGUGGUAUCUCUUCAGAUGUCACUUUCAUUGGACUGUCAUAUGCUAUUAGUUACCAUUGGCUGUAAACUUUAUGAAAUUUCCAUUUUUAUUAAAGUAGAUUGAGAUCAAA
Molecule: messenger RNA, 1739 nt
Organism: Xyrauchen texanus (razorback sucker)
Lineage: Eukaryota; Metazoa; Chordata; Actinopteri; Cypriniformes; Catostomidae
Product: gamma-secretase subunit Aph-1b-like
Exons: 6
Coding region: 223-999 (258 amino acids)
Biological process (GO): Notch signaling pathway; protein processing; positive regulation of catalytic activity
Cellular component (GO): endoplasmic reticulum; membrane; gamma-secretase complex
Molecular function (GO): protein-macromolecule adaptor activity
Source: RefSeq, a predicted model, not a curated record